Messenger RNA from Tripterygium wilfordii, 612 nucleotides. Its product is annotated as 60S acidic ribosomal protein P2-like. The coding region runs from base 133 to 477 and encodes 114 amino acids. The record is from RefSeq and is a predicted model, not a curated record. The transcript has 4 exons. Gene Ontology annotation, biological process: cytoplasmic translational elongation. Gene Ontology annotation, molecular function: structural constituent of ribosome. Gene Ontology annotation, cellular component: cytosolic large ribosomal subunit; ribosome. NCBI's taxonomy places the organism in Eukaryota, Viridiplantae, Streptophyta, Magnoliopsida, Celastrales, Celastraceae.
GGCCCCUAUAAAUAAACACGAGCCCUACGUCCCGUUUCUCUCCUUAAAAACCCUAGUAAUCUUGCGCCUCUCUUUAGUGGAAAGCAGCCUCCUUUGUUCUUCUUCUCCGUCGCCCCACUCGAGUCUACGAAUAUGAAGGUGAUAGCAGCUUUUUUGCUCGCUCUGUUAGGUGGCAACCCCAGCCCAACAGCCGAUGAUUUGAAGACUAUUCUCGGUUCAGUUGGAGCCGAGGCUGAUGAGGACAUGAUUAAGUUGUUGUUGGAUCAAGUCAAGGGAAAAGAUCCAUUAGAACUAAUUGCUUCUGGUAGAGAAAAGUUGGCCUCAGUGCCUUCUGGUGGCGGCGGUGGUGUUGCUGUUGCAGCAGCUCCUGCUUCUGGAGGUGGUGCUGCGGCUGCUGCUCCAGCUGAAGAAGCGCCUAAGAAAGAAGAGAAGGUUGAAGAGUCUGAUGAUGAUAUGGGUUUCAGCCUUUUUGAUUAAGAGGAUGAUUCUUGGUUCAUAAGAGUGCGUCUUGUUUUGUUUAUGUUGUUUUUCUAUGUUUAAGGAUUAUGUAGUGGGAUACCUAGAUAUUGAGGUUUUGUAACUUUUGGUGGACAAAUUUGUCAAAUUAUGUCU